Messenger RNA from Prunus armeniaca (apricot), 1065 nucleotides. NCBI's taxonomy places the organism in Eukaryota, Viridiplantae, Streptophyta, Magnoliopsida, Rosales, Rosaceae. The record is from the annotation of a GenBank genome assembly.
AUGGCAUCUUUCAGGUUUCAAAUCUAUAUCUUGGCUUUCUGUGCAGGCCUUGUUAUUCAAAGCAGCUGCCAUGGCCAUUCUGGGCUUCAGAAAAAGCAUGUAGCCCUGUUCAUCUUUGGUGAUUCACUCUAUGAUCCUGGAAAUAAUAACUACAUAAAUACCACAAAAGAUUUCCAGGCCAAUUGGUUGCCAUAUGGUGAAACAUUCUUCAGGUACCCAACUGGUAGAUUUUCUAAUGGGCGUUUAAUCUCAGACUUCAUUGCUGAGUAUGCCAAGUUGCCAUUUACACCAGCAUAUUUACAACCUGGGUUGAAAGACUAUACUUAUGGGGUGAACUUUGCUUCUGCUGGAGCUGGUGCUCUAGUUGAAACCUUUCAAGGAUUUGUGAUAGACCUUAAAACUCAACGAAGUCAAUUCAAGAAGGUGGAGAAGCAGUUGAGGCAGAAACUAGGUGAAGCAGAAGCCUACACAUUGCUGUCCAAAGCUGUCUACUUAAUCAGCAUUGGAAGCAAUGACUAUUCUAUCCCAUUAGCCACCAAUACCAGCCAGGAAGAAUAUGUUGGCUGGGUUAUUGGCAACCUGACAAGUUGGAUCGAAGAUGUAUACAAGAAAGGAGGCAGGAAAUUUGGAUUUUCAAGUGUAGGCCCAAUUGCUUCUACGCCAAGCAUGAGAGUGAUUCAACCAGGAAACACGGGCCCUUCUGGGGAGGAAGUUACAGCACUUGAGAAUCUACACAAUAGACUACUUUCCGAAGUCCUCACAAAACUGAAGAAAAAGCUCCAAGGAUUCAAAUACUCAAUGCUUAAUCUCUACACUUACUCUAAAGAAAGAAUUAAUCACCCAUCAAAAUAUGGUUUCAAGGAAGGAAAGGCGGCGUGCUGUGGCUCUGGUCCAUACAGAGGAAUUAACAGCUGUGGAGGGAAGAGAGGUGUGACUGAGUAUAAGUUAUGUAACAAUGUUACUGAGUACGUCUUCUUUGACUCUUCCCAUCCAACUGAAAGGGUAUACGAGCAAGCAUCCAAGUUAUGGUGGAGUCAUAACUUGGAGGAGCUAUUUGAAGUUUAG